Molecule: messenger RNA, 1367 nt
Organism: Gloeophyllum trabeum ATCC 11539
Lineage: Eukaryota; Fungi; Basidiomycota; Agaricomycetes; Gloeophyllales; Gloeophyllaceae
Product: 1-acylglycerol-3-phosphate O
Exons: 3
Coding region: 101-1186 (361 amino acids)
Biological process (GO): phosphatidic acid biosynthetic process
Cellular component (GO): endoplasmic reticulum; membrane
Molecular function (GO): 1-acylglycerol-3-phosphate O-acyltransferase activity
Source: RefSeq, a predicted model, not a curated record
AGCGAGGGCUGCAUCCCUCAGCUAUCGAUUUACUGCUCCUUUCUCUAGAAACAAUCUCUCUUCGCGACGCCUACCGCAGCUACCAACUGGACUCGCGAUCAUGUCGAUUUUGGGUGCCAUCGUGCGACCCCUAGCUUAUGUUUCGGUCCCAUUCUUCCUCAUAAAUGCACUCGCAAAUUCUGAUCCUACCGUGAAGUACUAUGUCCGCCUCGGGCUCUACCUCUCUACCCUGGGCUUGUGCUCCGUCUGGGGCGCGAUGGUCGCCGUCGGGAUGUCUCUCGUCGGCCGACGAUUCGACGUGAACUACGUCACCGCCAGGAGCUUCUACCACCUUUCAAGUAGGGUGCUCGGGAUCAAGUUCGUGGUGGAGGGCGAGGAGCAUCUGGACACGCGUCCGGCGGUCCUCGUGGGGAAUCAUCAGAGCAUGCUGGAUAUCAUUUAUCUGGGAAGGAUCUUUCCGAAACGGACGAGUAUCAUGGCGAAGAAGGAACUGCAAUGGACGCCGUUAUUGGGGCAGUACAUGUCGCUGUCAGGAGCAGUCUUUGUGGAUCGGGGAAAUAAUGCGAAGGCAGUACAAUCGUUAACGGAAGCUGGGGAGAUCAUGAAGGCGAGACAUACGAGUUUAUGGUUGUUCCCUGAAGGGACGAGGUCCAUGAGGGAGUACCACGACAUGUUACCGUUCAAGAAAGGUGCAUUCCACCUGGCAGUGCAGGCUGGUGUCCCGAUCGUCCCCGUUGUAUGUGAAAACUAUUGGAGGUUAUACCGCAAGGGCGUUAUCGGGUCGGGAACCUUGAAGAUUAAGGUGCUGCCGCCUGUGCCCACAACAGGUCUCACGACAGUAGACAUACCAGACCUCGUCAACCGAGUCCGGGAUCAGAUGGUCGCGACAUUACGCGAAAUCUCAGUCCCCGUCCCACCAUCUGCGUAUCCGGAAGCCAAGACAGAACAGGUGCAGCCUUCUCAGCAAGAAGAACGCAAUUCUGUUGACCAGCCCGUUCCGCCGGCGCCAACAGAGCCCGAUCCUGAGACCCCGGCGGAGAGCACAAGCCAGCACUCUUCCUCUGCGUCGGAAAGCGGAAGUUCUGUCCGGAGACCGGAGGGAAGUGAGAACGGGGCCGAAACGGAGGAGGACGAAGGAAUGGUGCUGGUUGGACGACCCGCACAGCGUGCGGCUUGGGAGAGUUGAGGUCAUGCGUAGAGGAUGUUCGGGUCCAAGCAGUAGUCCUCUUGCUAAGUUCUAUACACCUAAUCUACCGCUCCUGUGACAUUGGGAUCGAAUUGCUAGCUUUCACGUCGGACAUGGGUACAGGCCAAUUUAUAACGCAUCAGUCAAGUCUGGAUACUUAGGAGGUCGUCUUUUAGCGCCC